Messenger RNA from Desarmillaria tabescens, 1179 nucleotides. RefSeq lists its product as uncharacterized. The transcript has 4 exons. The record is from RefSeq and is a predicted model, not a curated record. Lineage: Eukaryota; Fungi; Basidiomycota; Agaricomycetes; Agaricales; Physalacriaceae. Bases 1 to 738 code for a protein of 245 amino acids.
AUGGCCUCUCGCGUCUACACCAAAUUCACUCGUGAUUCGUCGAAUAUCCUUCGCACCACUCUUCUGCUCACCCUCAACAACCCACGUUCCGACAUCGUCUUUGACACCCCUUUCUCGCGCUUAGUAGGCGAGUCGUUCGUCCACAUCGCGCUUUUUACAUCGUCUCUGUGCCAGUCGCUCGGAACGGUGUAUGGUCGACUGUCCACGCACGGGGAGGAUAAGUCCCUCCAUGCGAGACGAUGGCUGGCGUCGACUACGAUGAUCGUCGAGUAUCAAAUCGAGAUGAGGGUCGGUAUGGAGGAAUCCUACCCUACUCCAUUAUCACCCAGCAGUUCCGGCAAUGGGGUGGAGAGCACAGAGAAAGAUGUGUGCAAUGCCAAUCCAAAUCCGGCCGUCUUCUUCGCUCCUCCGCCUCCCACCUGGCAUGCGUAUCCAUCGACAGUGUCUCCUCCAGAAUUGGCGCUUGUCGUUCUCCAUGCUCGCAGGCACGCAGGUUUUUUGGCGAUUGAUGGUUUCCUCCUCCUGGCACAGACACCAACUCAUCCACGAAGCGAAGAGACACGACUGCCAUUUUGGGAACUCGCCUCGCUCCUCCGCCUCAACAUGAUCGACGUCAUUGCCGGCGUUGCAGUUGGGCUAUCUGGAUCCAGUUCGCUGUCGGACGAGCAUAUGGAAUCGUACUCUGUCCUUGACCACUCGCUCUUCAUAACACGCAUCCAGACCUUGUCCAUAUCAUGAUUUGCAGAUCGUUGGAGAGGAGCGGGUCAUUCCCAUCUUCGUGUGUUCCAGGCCAGCUGCCGAUCGCGUACCCUCUGGAAGACAUGCAACCAACCUCGGUGACGGGAUCAUGGCGUAGGGUGCUCCAAGUCGCAUGUGCACGCGACUCGGCAAAGGACUAAUGAGCGAGUGCUAGCCACUACCAAUGCCCAGUAGCGCUUGGAUGGCGAGAUGGCUCCAAUACACGGAGGACAAGGAGCCUGGAAAUAUGAUGGUCCAUGGAAGGAUAGGAGGGAAAGCCAGUUGCGCAGUUGAGUGAUUCGAAAUUGCCACGGGAACUCAUGCUCAUCCGUGUGCAAGGAGAUGCUCGCUACCAUCCCAGUCCCGCUUCGCAGCCGACACCCCUUCUCUUUUGAUUCAAGACUUCGCUCUAUGGGUAGUCAGAGGAGAUAGAAUCCCCAU